AUGGCGGCUCCAUUGUCAACCGACAACAAGGACGGAUCUCGACAUGUGGAGGACCACGACGGUCCAGCUGGCGAUGUGAACGAUAUUCAGGCUGCCAAGGACUGGAAUCGUCUGAAGGAAGAUGCUACUCUGGCUACCCAGGAUGAGCACAAUACGAGCUUUCUUGAGGGUUGCAGGCGGUACCCCAAGGCUGCAGCCUGGUCUUGCCUCGUCACCAUGUGUAUCAUCAUGGACGGCUACGACCAGGCUCUCAUCAGCGGCUUUUUCGCCUUCCCGGCCUUCACCAAACAUUACGGUCACGAACUGCGCGACCACCCGGGGAGGUACGUCAUGUACGGCCCGUGGCAGAUGGCCCUCGGCUUUGCUGCGCCUGUCGGUAACAUGUUCGGUAUUUAUCUGAACGGUUGGCUGGUUGACAAAAUGGGUCACAAGAAGGCGCUCCACGUGGGCCUGUUCAUCAUUUGCGGUCUCAUCUUCAUCCAGUUCUUCGCCAAGAAUGUCGAGACGCUGUUCGUUGGUCAAAUCCUCCUUGGUGUUCCCUGGGGUAUAUUCGCCACCCUGGCACCUUCUUUCGCUUCUGAAGUCGCGCCCUUGGUUCUGCGAAGCUACCUCGAGACCUGGGUUGUGACCUGCUGGGGCAUCGGACAGUUCUUCUCCUACGCGGUGCUCUUCACCCUCAACACCAACCUGAGCGAGUGGGCUUACCGCAUCCCCUUUGCUGUCCAAUGGGUCUGGCCAGUCGCCAUCCUACCCUUUGCCCUCUUCGUCCCCGAGUCACCUUGGUGGCUGGUGCGCAAGGGUAGGAUUGAACAGGCCGAGAAGUCGGUCAUGAGGCUCACCUCGGCCCCUACCAAGGAGAUACAGAGAGAGAAUGCAAAGAAAGCCGUCGCCCUGAUGAUCGAGACCAACAAGCUCGAGCAGGACUUGGACGAUGACAUUUCGUGGACGGCCUGCUUCAAGGGCACUGAUUUGCGCCGGACCGAGAUCUCUGCUUUCACCUGGGCAUCCCAAGUUCUGACCGGCUUUGUCAUUCAAGGCUAUUCGACUUUCUUUUUCCAACAGGCCGGUCUGAGCCCCAAUGACUCGUUCAAGAUGACCCUGGGAGUCGGCGGUGUGCAUCUGCUCGGCAACCUCCUCUCUAUGACCUUGACUGGUAACUAUGGCCGACGAACGCUGUGGCUCUGGGGGUGUGCUGUCGAGGCGGUCUUGAUGUUUGCCAUGGGCUUCGUGGCCAUCCCCAAGCAGAGCACCGCCUUUGGCUUCGCAACCUCUGCGCUGUACAUCCUUUGGUUCGGCAUCUGGUGUCUUACCCUUGGUCCGCUCCCUUACAUCAUCAACGGCGAGGUGUCUGCUACGCGACUUCGUACCAAGACUAUCGCUGUAUCCCGCGCCGCCUAUCAGGUGCUUGGUAUCAUCAACAGCAUUGUCACUCCUUACCUGCUUAACCCUGAGUAUGCCAACUUGAAAGGCAAGGUUGCGCUGAUCACGGCUAGUUUUACUGUUGUCACCUUCAUCUGGGCUUGGUUCCGUCUUCCCGAGACCGGUGGAAGGACGUACGAGGAGUUGGACAUUCUCUUCAACGAGAAGGGUCUGAAGGCUAGACAGUUCCGCCACGUUGUCAUUCAUCGUGAGGGCGAUACUAUUAGGGUCGAGGGCCCGCACAACACACCCAACUAG
Molecule: messenger RNA, 1677 nt
Organism: Thyridium curvatum
Lineage: Eukaryota; Fungi; Ascomycota; Sordariomycetes; Thyridiales; Thyridiaceae
Exons: 1
Coding region: 1-1677 (558 amino acids)
Biological process (GO): carbohydrate transport; transmembrane transport
Cellular component (GO): membrane
Molecular function (GO): carbohydrate:proton symporter activity
Source: RefSeq, a predicted model, not a curated record